AUGGGUAUCUCACGAGACUCGAGACACAAGCGCAGCGCCACUGGUGCAAAGAGAGCAUACUACAGAAAGAAGCGUGCCUUCGAGAAGGGACGUCAACCAGCCAACACCCGUAUCGGCAACAAGCGAAUUCACCUUGUCCGCACCCGAGGAGGCAACACCAAGUACCGUGCUCUGCGUCUGGAGAGCGGCAACUUCAGCUGGGGCAGCGAGGGUAUCGCUCGCAAGGUCCGCGUCAUCGUCGUGGCGUUCCACCCAAGCAACAACGAACUCGUCCGCACCAACACCCUGACCAAGUCGGCCGUCGUCCAGGUUGACGCCGCCCCGUUCCGACAAUGGUACGAAGCACACUACGGCACCACCCUGGGCCGCAGACGACAGGGCCAGAAGGACGUCGAGGAGAAGAAGGUCAGCAAGAGCGUGCAGGCCAAGCGCGAGGAGAGACUGAAGAGCUCGGGCAAGGUUGAGCCGGCGCUGGAGAGACAGUUCGAGGCCGGUCGCCUGUACGCCGUCAUCAGCUCUCGACCCGGCCAGAGCGGUCGCUGCGACGGCUACAUCCUCGAGGGUGACGAAUUGGCCUUUUACCAGCGAGCCAUCCGAAAGUAA
Molecule: messenger RNA, 603 nt
Organism: Exophiala spinifera
Lineage: Eukaryota; Fungi; Ascomycota; Eurotiomycetes; Chaetothyriales; Herpotrichiellaceae
Product: 40S ribosomal protein S8-B
Exons: 2
Coding region: 1-603 (200 amino acids)
Biological process (GO): translation; maturation of SSU-rRNA from tricistronic rRNA transcript (SSU-rRNA, 5.8S rRNA, LSU-rRNA)
Cellular component (GO): cytosolic small ribosomal subunit; ribosome
Molecular function (GO): structural constituent of ribosome
Source: RefSeq, a predicted model, not a curated record